Molecule: messenger RNA, 5351 nt
Organism: Jaculus jaculus (lesser Egyptian jerboa)
Lineage: Eukaryota; Metazoa; Chordata; Mammalia; Rodentia; Dipodidae
Gene: Bcl11b
Product: BAF chromatin remodeling complex subunit BCL11B
Exons: 4
Coding region: 820-3531 (903 amino acids)
Biological process (GO): positive regulation of transcription by RNA polymerase II
Cellular component (GO): nucleus
Molecular function (GO): RNA polymerase II cis-regulatory region sequence-specific DNA binding; DNA-binding transcription factor activity
Source: RefSeq, a predicted model, not a curated record
GGGGACCCGGCAGCCCCUCCGGCCGGCGCCAGCCUGCCAGGUGACCCGGGAAGGAGCCGCUGCUGGAGUCCCCCCCCAGAGCCUCGGAGGGGUCAGCCUCCGAGGAAGAGGAAAAAAAAAAAAAAAAAGGCAGCCCGCAGAAAGCCCAGGAAGACCGAACCGCAGCAGUUUUUCAUUGCUUUGGGUUUUUUUUUUUUUGAGGGGGCGGGGUGAAGGGGUACUAGACAAGUCCCCAAGUUUUCUUUGCUUUUUUUUCCCUGCCUUUUUUUUUUGAAAUUUGUUUUCAUUUUCCUCCCCCCUCCCUUGGUGGAAGUGCGCGUCCCACCUACUAGAGACCCCGAAAGAAAAGUGUCAGAGGCCGGUGCAAAACCCGGCGUGAGUUCAAGAAGACAUUUACAAGUCCAAGAGGCCAAGCACUUUGAAGAAGUGUAAGAGAUAUUUUUCCUUCAAAAGAAUAUAUUUUUAAAGAAACCAACCAGUCCGCGGCAAGCAACAGCAGUUUUAUUUUUAUUUAUUUUUGCAUUUUUCUCUUAUUUUAAAUCGAGCGGUCUUUCUUGCUCCCCCCUCCAAUUUUUCUUUUUGCAAGCAAAACAAACAAAACAAAACAAAACAAAAAGCAGCAUAGAAGAAAGCAAAAUAAAGAAGAAGAGGAGGUGGAAGAGAGGGCAAGAGAGGAAGGGGGAAAAAGAAACACACAAAAACACCAACCCCGGCAGAGGAGGAGGCGCGGCGGCGGCGGCGGCGGCAAGGCGGCUCGGACUCCCUCCCCGGCCCCAACAGUGCAGCUCUCCGGGCGAUGUCAGAAUAGAUGCCGGGGCAAUGUCCCGCCGCAAACAGGGCAACCCGCAGCACUUGUCCCAGAGGGAGCUCAUCACCCCAGAGGCCGACCAUGUGGAGGCUGCCAUCCUCGAGGAAGACGAGGGUCUGGACAUAGAAGAGCCAAGCGGCCUGGGGCUGAUGGUGGGUGGCCCCGACCCUGACCUGCUCACCUGUGGCCAGUGUCAGAUGAACUUCCCGCUGGGGGACAUCCUGGUUUUUAUUGAGCACAAAAAGAAGCAGUGUGGUGGCAGCCUGGGCUCCUGCUAUGACAAGAGCCUGGACAAGGGCAGCCCGCCGCCCUCCUCCCGCUCCGAGCUCAGGAGAGUGUCAGAGCCAGUGGAGAUUGGGAUCCAGGUCACUCCUGAUGAAGAUGACCACCUGUUGUCACCCACGAAAGGCAUCUGCCCCAAGCAGGAGAACAUCGCAGGGCCGUGCAGGCCUGCCCAGCUGCCAGCGAUGGCCCCCAUAGCUGCCUCCUCCUCCCACCCUCCCUCAUCCGUGGUCACUUCACCUCUGCGCGCCCUGGGCGCCCUCCCGCCCUGCUUCCCGCUGCCCUGCUGCAGUGCGCGCCCUACCUCGGGCGACGGGACUCAGGGUGAGGGUCAGACGGAGGGUCCCUUUGGAUGCCAGUGUCAGUUGUCAGGUAAAGAUGAGCCUUCCAGCUACAUUUGCACAACAUGCAAGCAGCCCUUCAACAGCGCGUGGUUCCUGCUGCAGCACGCGCAGAACACCCAUGGCUUCCGCAUCUACCUGGAGCCGGGGCCCGCCAGCAGCUCGCUCACCCCACGCCUCACCAUCCCGCCGCCCCUCGGGCCCGAGGCUGUGGCACAGUCUCCGCUCAUGAAUUUCCUGGGCGACAGCAACCCCUUCAACCUGCUGCGCAUGACGGGCCCCAUCCUGCGGGACCACCCCGGCUUUGGGGAGGGCCGGCUGCCCGGCACGCCGCCGCUCUUCAGCCCUCCACCCCGUCACCACCUGGACCCUCACCGCCUCAGUGCCGAGGAGAUGGGGCUCGUCGCCCAGCACCCCAGUGCCUUCGACCGAGUCAUGCGCCUGAACCCCAUGGCCAUCGACUCGCCAGCCAUGGACUUCUCGAGGCGGCUCCGCGAGCUGGCGGGCAACAGCUCCACGCCGCCGCCCGUGUCUCCGGGCCGCGGCAACCCUAUGCACCGGCUCCUGAACCCCUUCCAGCCCAGCCCCAAGUCCCCGUUCCUGAGCACGCCCCCGCUGCCGCCCAUGCCCCCCGGCGGCACGCCGCCCCCGCAGCCGCCGGCCAAGAGCAAGUCGUGCGAGUUCUGCGGCAAGACCUUCAAGUUCCAGAGCAAUCUCAUCGUGCACCGGCGCAGCCACACGGGCGAGAAGCCCUACAAGUGCCAGCUGUGCGACCACGCGUGCUCGCAGGCGAGCAAGCUCAAGCGCCACAUGAAGACGCACAUGCACAAGGCCGGCUCGCUGGCCGGGCGCUCGGACGACGGGCUCUCGGCCGCCAGCUCGCCCGAACCGGGCACCAGCGAGCUGCCCGGCGACGGCCUCAAGGCGUCCGACGGCGACUUCCGCCACCACGAGAGCGACCCGUCGCUGGGCCACGAGCCCGAGGAGGAGGACGAGGAGGAGGAGGAGGAGGAGGAGGAGCUGCUGCUGGAGAACGAGAGCCGGCCCGAGUCGAGCUUCAGCAUGGACUCGGAGCUGAGCCGGAACCGCGAGAACGGCGGCGGCGGCGGCGGCGGAGGCGGCGUGCCCGGCGCCAAGGCCCUGGCCGACGAGAAGGCGCUGGUGCUGGGCAAGGUGAUGGAGAACGUGGGCCUGGGCGCGCUGCCGCAGUACGGCGAGCUGCUGGCCGACAAGCAGAAGCGGGGCGCCUUCCUGAAGCGCACGGCCGCGGGGGGCGGCGGCGGCGUGGGCGUGGGCGGCGGCGGGGACCCCGGCGACGACGACGACCCGGGCGGCUGCGUGGGCGAGCCGGGCGCGGGCGGCGCGGUGAACGGCCGCGGCGGGGGCUUCGCCCCGGGCGCCGAGCCCUUCCCGGGGCUGUUCCCGCGCAAGCCCGCGCCGCUGCCCAGCCCCGGGCUCAACAGCGCGGCCAAGCGCAUCAAGGUGGAGAAGGACCUGGAGCUGCCGCCCGCCGCGCUCAUCCCCUCGGAGAACGUGUACUCGCAGUGGCUCGUGGGCUACGCGGCCUCGCGGCACUUCAUGAAGGACCCGUUCCUGGGCUUCACGGACGCGCGCCAGUCGCCCUUCGCCACGUCGUCCGAGCACUCGUCGGAGAACGGCAGCCUGCGCUUCUCCACGCCCCCGGGCGACCUGCUGGACGGCGGGCUGUCGGGCCGCAGCGGCACGGCGAGCGGCGGGAGCACGCCCCACCUGGGCGGCCCGGGGCCCGGGAGGCCGAGCUCCAAGGAGGGCCGGCGCAGCGACACGUGCGAGUACUGCGGCAAGGUGUUCAAGAACUGCAGCAACCUGACGGUGCACCGGCGGAGCCACACCGGCGAGCGGCCUUACAAGUGCGAGCUGUGCAACUACGCGUGCGCGCAGAGCAGCAAGCUCACGCGCCACAUGAAGACGCACGGGCAGAUCGGCAAGGAGGUGUACCGCUGCGACAUCUGCCAGAUGCCCUUCAGCGUCUACAGCACCCUGGAGAAACACAUGAAAAAGUGGCACGGCGAGCACUUGCUGACUAACGACGUCAAAAUCGAGCAGGCCGAGAGGAGCUAAGGCGCGCGCGCCUGUGCAGUGGAACCCCGCGUGGCCGUCCGUCCGUCCGUCCGUCCGCGAGGGACGCUGACCCACCCCCCGGUCUCUGCCACUUAGCACCCACCCCUCCCUCCUCGUCCCCCCCCCCUCCGCGCAUCCCGGACGGAGGACCCCCCCCUCCCCUGGAGUGGGGGGGAUGGCGGGGGCGGGAGGCGACACUCCACCUUAACCUGUGUCUGCGAAGUCCUAGGGAAACCCGAGGGUUGAUUAAGGCAGUUAAAAAAAAAGAAAAAAGAAAAAAAAAAAAAGAAAAAAAAAUUGUGGAGCCUUUUUAACUGUGCAAUAAUUUCUGUAUUUAUUGGGUUUUGUAAGUUUUUUUGGCAUGUGCAGGUACUUUUUAUUACUAUUCUUUCUGUUUAAAUUCCUUUAAAAGAUUUUGUUGGGUAUCCAUCCCUUCUUCCUUUUUUUUUUUUUUUUUAUUAACCCGGUAGUAGGCUGAGCAAUGACUCGCAAGCAUUGUAGAGGGGAAGCAUAUCUUUUAAAUUAUAAUUUUCGGGGGGGGGUGCUUUUUUGAAAUUUUAAGCGAAGCAUGUGUAAUUUCUUGUGAAGAAGCCAACACUUCAAUGACUUAAAGUUGUUUACGUUUUUAUUUCUUCCUUAAUUUUUGUCCUGAAAUAAAAAGUGGCAUGCAUUUUUUGAAGGGGGGGUUAAAAAUUUUGGGGGGAGUGUACAGCGGAUUACAAUCUUUAAAAUGGUAGCACUUUGUUUCAAAAUUGGAACGAUGAUGUCAUGAGUCCCAGAGGCCUUUUCUGUGUUGAUUUCAACUUCCAUGUUGUAUGAGGAAAACUCUUGAGUGAGGGUCAUGGCUUAGGCCCUCCACAGACUCAGUACCCAGAGACACUUUUCCAGGGCGACUCUAGGAAGAGCAUCCUGCAAUUAUGCAUUGCCAGCAGAUACUGCCCUUUUCUGGGGGACCCUGGUGUCCCCUGGGAAGUCACCUUUGCCGUUGGCUGUAGGUUCAGGUGCGUAACUUGGCCUGAGGGUACCGACACAGAAAGGAGGAGAGAUCAACGGUGUUCUUUCCGGCUUCUGACUUGAUGGCGCCUCUCUUUUCCUCUCACCCCUACCCUACACAUCCCAAGUGUGCGUUGCUCCGAGUGGUAAUCGAUCAUUUCUCAAGCAGACAAACUGCCCUGAUGGUGGGGCUGGGGAAGGCAGGCAGCGUUGGUCUCACUAGGCACUGGGGGACAGGGAGGGGUUCUCACAUCCCUGUCCCCUUUCUUGGAGGAUUCAAGGGAGAGUUUCAUGCGAAGGUGCCCGGGGCUGCUUCCCAUGGUUUUUGAUUUUUCUCCGAUUAGUUUGGAACAUACUAAGUACAGGACUGUUCAGAUUUGACAUUUGACGUUUGAAUUCUGUUGACCCGCACUUUAAAGCUUUUGUUUGCAUUUAAAUUAAAUGGCUUCUAAACAAGAAAUUGCAGCAUAUUUUUGUCUUUGGCCCAGAGGUGGGUUAGACUGUAAGGGACAGCUGAGAUUGAGUGUCAGUGUUGCUAAGCGUGGCAUUCACAAUACUGGCACUAUAAAGAACAAAAUAAUAAUAAUUUACUGGACAGUUCUUACUGCCAUUCAAUUUGAUGUGAGUGCCUUGAAAACCGAUCUUCCUAUUUGAGUCUCUUGAGACAAAUGCAAAACUUUUUUUUUGAGAUGAAAAGACUUUAAAAAAAUAAACAAGCAAAACAAGAGAAGUACAUUCUUUAGAAACAAAGCCACAUUUACUUUAAAUUAAAAAAAAAACAACUAAAAACAAAAACACACAAACACACACACACACAAAAAAACAAA